Molecule: messenger RNA, 3145 nt
Organism: Phascolarctos cinereus (koala)
Lineage: Eukaryota; Metazoa; Chordata; Mammalia; Diprotodontia; Phascolarctidae
Product: MHC class I-like protein MILL1
Biological process (GO): immune response; antigen processing and presentation of endogenous peptide antigen via MHC class I via ER pathway, TAP-independent; antigen processing and presentation of endogenous peptide antigen via MHC class Ib
Cellular component (GO): external side of plasma membrane
Source: RefSeq, a predicted model, not a curated record
CAGACAUUAAUGGCUGAGGGGUGGGGCUGGGCAAACUGGCAGGACAAGUACUGGAUUAUUGAAUUUCUUCCAUUUGCCCUGGACCCACCUUCUUGGUCUAUUCAAGUUGACUCUCGAAAAAUGUUUGUUUCUCUUCUCUCCCCUGAAUUCUCUUCUUCUUUUUGCUUGAAAACAAAAAGACAAAUGGAAAAAGGGCAUGUAGUUCCAUGGCAAGUGCCCAGAAGAGUCUGACUCAGACUAAUUUUUUUCCUCUCCGACUUUACUUCCUCCACGGACCCAGGGAAAGGGCCUUUCCUUUAAUGCCCCUUGAAAUCUGUGAACAGAAACGCAGGCUGAAGAAUCCUGGUCGGUGAUCCUAAGGUAGAGAUGGAGAGGAGGGAGACACAGCAGGCCCAUCUUUCCAUUGGGUUAUUGCUGCUGCUGCUGCUGCUGGGAACAUGGAAGGAAACCCAGGCUUGGCCUGCCUCUCUUCAAUAUGAUCUCAUCGUUGUAUCCCAGCCAGAACCCAGGGAACCUCUCUACAUGGCCCUUGGAUAUAUAAAUAAUCAACUCUUCCUUCACUAUGAUGGAGAGAGUAGAAGAGCAGUGCUGCAAAAACCAUGGAAUGAUACAGAGGAAGGGAGAAAAGUCUGGGACAGGGUGACCCAGGACCUUGAGGAGAGGGGGAAAGAACUGAGAGUGACCCUUCAAGAUAUUCUGAGACAGAACAACCAGAGUGACAGCAGUGAUGGCUCUCACACCCUUCAGGCCACAUUGGGGUGUAAGCUCCAGGGCAACAAUAGCACCAGAGGGUUCUGGAGGUUCCGAUUUGAUGGGCAAGACUUCCUGACCUUCGACCCGGAGAGACUCAACUGGACUGCAACCCAUCCAGCGGCUAAGAGAAUUAAGGAGAAAUGGGAGGACUGGUUCCAAAUGAAAUUCCCUAAAGUCCAUGAGGAGGAAUACUGUUCUAUUCGGCUCCAGAGAUACUUGGCAUCCUGGAAGGGGAUCUUGGAGAGGACAGAGCUACCAACUGAGGUGCCCCCUGGACCUAACCUCUUGUCCCGUGGACCCCUGCAGGUUGAACUACUAAUUAUCAGCAUAGGCCUCAUCUUUGCUGUCCUCGUUGUUGUUGGAGCUCAGCUGUGGAGGCGGAUGCAGGCAAAGCCAGAGAUUAGACCUACCCGAAGAAGUGAAUGGAAAUCUGCCCACCCUCUUUUCCGAGGUUUUGGUAACUUCAGAGAAACUCAGAGUGUGGUGUAGGCAAGACUUGGAAUCAGGAGAUGAGGGCCUGAGCUCUAAAGAUUCUAUAUGGUUGUGCUGAGCAGACUGGAUACCCUUACCCCUGCUCCCACCACCCCAAACACACGCACUUGUUGGGAAGAGCUGAGAAUGAUGCUACAGACUCCUCAGGAAGCCGUCUUGGCCCAAGGGGCUCUGAUCUAAGAAUAGAUUAGACAGCCCCUGGACAAGACCAAAACAUGUCCAUCUUGAGAUUGCUGUUCAAUAACGUACUUGAGAAAGGAGACAAAAAGAAGGAAAGGAAGCCAGGGGCCCACCCGGAGCCCAUGUUCUAUGUGGGAGUAGCCACUGCAGGAUGGAAGGAAGAGUACAGUUCAUUUCCUGCAAGCCCACUCCCCCCCUCCCAUAAGUCUAGAGACAGAUCACUACUUGUCUUAUGGGAGGGGAGAGAGUGAGUCAGAAGUUGUGUCUCCUUUCAAAUGAGGAAGUACCCUGCCCCCAUGCCCAUGUUACAGGGCAAAUUGAUGACCAAAGCUUCACCCAAAGCCUGCUAUGUCAUGCCAGAGUGCUGGGUUAGUAGCACUGAAGUAGUCACACAUCAUCCCCUGUGUGGCCAUGUGUUGAGCCAAUACAGAUGGUUGAUCAGAACCAGGGAGGGCAACUCUGAGCAUGCUCCAUGAGAUGGCUCUUAUUUCACAUUAAUUUAUAUAGGGAUAUGUACACCUGAGAAUAGGGAAGGAGGAAGAGAGAGAGAGAGAGAGAGAGAGAGAGAGAGAGAGAGAGAGAGAGAGGGAGACAGAAUGAGAACAUAUGAAGGAGGUGAUAGCCCUGUAGUAUACUGACUGAUCUGUGUGAAAUUUUUUUGUUGUCCAAGAAAACAGUUUAUUAAGAUGUCAUGAAAAAUAUUUUCAAAAAUUAGAUGAAGUCCAAAUAUGAAAGAUAAAAUAAGAUUUUGCAUGAAAAUUAACAUGAUUUUCAUAGUAAUAUUGCUAAGUUCCACACUAAAGUAAAGCUCCUUCCUAUAACUUCCUUCAGUCUGUCUCCAUCUCAGUCUUGGUGACUCUUUUAAGUCUUUGUUCUUAACCAGGGUUGUCAAGUGUCACUGAUAGAAGCUAAGCACUUUAAGCAGCAGCCACAUUCCCAACAAGAAGCAUCUAGUUAAUUUCACUUCUGCUUCUGCAACAUGAUGUAAAAGAGAACAGGGGGAAAAAAGUAGGGGUUUUUUUUUUGUUAGUUUGACUUUCUCAUUUUCAAGUCAAAGUACUGUCUCCUUAAUCUUCCUUGGUGAUCUUGAGUCUUCAAAUCUACCAUAGCUUGACCUCAUUUCAUUUGACACCAUUAACUGCCCUUGUCAUUUCAAAAGUUAAUAUAUCCAAUAUAGAAUUCAUUAUUUUUUCCCCAAAACCUACCUCUCUUCCCAACUUCCUUAUUUCUUUUCAGGACAUCACUUUCAUUCACUCCCACCCCCAUCCCCAUUCAAUCUGUUGCCAAAUCUUGACUUUACCUCCAUAACCUAUCUCACAUCCAUUUUCUUCUGUCCUAAGCAACUACCCCAGUUUAGGUCCUCUCACCUGGACAAUUGCACUAGCCUCCUAAUUGGCUUCCCUGUGUCUAUUCUCUCUCCUAUUCAAUCUAUCAUCCACAUAACUACCAUCUUGGUAUUCCUAAACCAUGCCAUGCUCCUGCUCAAAAAGAUUCAGAGGCUUCUCGUUACCUCUAGAUCAAAAGGCAAAGGCUUGGCAUUUAAAGUCCCCUUCUCUUCACUACAGCAGGGGCUAUUUUUGUCUUUCUUUGUAACUCUGGUGCUAAGUACUGUGGCUGGUACAUGUUGUUAUUUCAGUCAUUCUACUUGUGUCUGACUCUAUGAACCCAUUUGGAGUUUUCUUGGCAAAGAUACUGGACUGGUUUGCCAUUUCCAUCUCCA